AUGUCUUCUCCCACCUUCAACGGCGAUCGAGGUCCUACCUCCGAGCAGGGCAGUUGGGACUUUCUGUCUUUCCGUUCCGAUGAACAGUCUUCUGGCUCCUCCGACUUCAACGGAGUUGGCGCCGCCUUCGGAGACUUGGACUCCCAUCCUUCUGAUGAUAUGAGCCUUGCUCUGUCGGCUGACAGCGAAGAAGUGAACCGGGCUUUCGAGGAGCGAGACGACAUGAUCCACUCGAAGCUUGCCAGCUUCGAAACCCAGCUUGACUAUCUAUCCGACCCUGUCAACUUCCCCGACCUCACAUCAGAGGAACUGAUGAGCCAGCAAGAGGCUCGAGAGCAGGCUCGUGCAGAUCUGAUCAAACUCAAGGAGGAGAACAAGGCCAACCGCGUUCGUUAUGACGAGCUUCGAGACGAAAUUAUUGGCUCCACCGACGGUAGCCUUACCCCAACCCAGGUCCUCGCGAAGAUGGAAGAGCUUGGUCGAGUUGAAGCCGACCUGGAGCAAAGCAACAUCGCACUGCGUCAGAUGAGCGAAGCUCAGGGUGACUCCUCGUCCGGCGAUGAUCCCCCCAAUUCCCUUGCUGAUGAUUCAUCCGAACUGGAGUCUCAAUUCGCGGCCCGCCUUGAGGUUGACCCUGCUGCCGAUGGCGGCAACAAUGAUACAUCCACAACCAACCAAGUCGUUGCAUCUGAUGGCCAGGAGUCCCCCGUCGAUAACCAGAGCGAGACCGUCUGGGUUCGUUCUGACGACGAAAUGUACAUGAUCAACGUUCAGUCAGUUUUCGACCCUAACGGCACCGCCGACUCCCGCCGUGUGCUCUUGAACAAGAUUCCUCAAGGCACCACUCUCACUCAGGUUGCCAAUGCGGUCUGUGGUGUCGGAGGUCUGAUCAGAAUUUCCAUCAUGGACAAUCUCGUCAACAGUGGCACUGCUUUUAAGAUGGCCUGCGUGGAGUUUCGCGACUCCGCCGCUGCUAAGAAAUACGUCGCCAACAUCAAGGCCAACGGGCUUGAGCUUGUUGACAGCACCGGGCGCUUCUACGAUAUUGAAGUCAAGCUUAUCAACUCCACUUCGUCUUACGACUCCCGCCAUGGACACCCCCUUCAAUAUGGUGUCGGCUAUCACAGCGAGCUCUCUGGUCGUUGUAUCACUCUUGAGAACUUUCCUACCUCUGCCAUUUGGUACCUCUUUACUCGAUUUGGAACAAAGUACAUCAUCCGUGCUUUCUUCUACCCCAACGAUAACCAGAUGAACGGCAAGCUGUCAGUUGAGUUCUCCAGUGUCUUUGAGGCUGGUCGUCUCUGUUACAUGAUCCUCAACCAAGUCUUCAUGCCGUACCAUGGCCCUGCUACCAAGAUGGGCUUUGGGCCGACUCCUUCUGACCGCGACGUCGAGGAGCUCACCAGUUCCGUUUCCAACACUAUCGCGCACAUCUCUCCCAAGCAUCUCUCUGAUGCAUGGAAUGUGCAACCUUUCAACCUCUUUACCCCUUCUUCGAACUUCCCCUAUGGCGCACACAUUCCCCGACGUGCGGUUACCAGCCGUACCUCGUCGAUGAACGUGGAGGUAGUGUCGCGCACCCCGUCAAUGACCGUAGAUGUGCCUCACACUCCGUCCGUGAAUGAGGAGGCGUCACGUACCUCGUCGAUGAACGCGGAGGCUUCAAGCACCCCGUCGAAUGUGGAGAUGUUGCAGUCUCCGUCUCAAUACCCAGGAAGAAGUGUCGUUCCUCACAUCCUCGUCCGCGAUGACAAGACGUCUCCCCUGCUCCGAGACAUCCAAAUGACCAACAUCACUUUCAACUUCGUGGAUGCGAACAUCAAAUACAUCAUCGUUAAGGGCCAGAUCUAUUCUCGAGAGGUCGACGGCGACAUCUACACCAAGCUUGACUCCAUGGAUAUCACGAAACUCAAGCAGGAGAAUGUCCUCAAGAUCAACUGGGCUCCUUUCUGGAAGCACUACUGUGAAGCCAACGAGCUUCCCUAUCUGCCCAAGUAUGCCGAGUAUGGGCGUGUUGCCAAUGUCCGACGGAAUAUAAACAAGAAGUUUGGAUUCCCGUCGUCAUGGAACCCUGAGAGGCUCACUACAAUCCCCAGCCAAAUCAAAGCCUACUUGAACCCCAAGUCCCGCAAGGUAGUCUCGACCGCUGAGGCCGAGCGAAAGUAA
Molecule: messenger RNA, 2166 nt
Organism: Fusarium subglutinans
Lineage: Eukaryota; Fungi; Ascomycota; Sordariomycetes; Hypocreales; Nectriaceae
Exons: 3
Coding region: 1-2166 (721 amino acids)
Molecular function (GO): nucleic acid binding
Source: RefSeq, a predicted model, not a curated record